ACAAAUCGAUCAUGAUUACAUGUUACAUCUGAUUGCAUUUGGCGGCAACAUAUUUGAUGUGAUCAUUAUCUUAAUUUGUUUUGUUGCAUUUGAUUUUUAUAUAUUUUCUUAAUUAAAAGUAAUCGUUUCAAAUUUAUAAUGGUUAAUACGGUGCGAGAAGGUACUGACCACGCUUUGAUAUUUGAAAAAAAUCGCGUCAAAACUUUCAAAAAUUGGCCUCACAAGACGGGUAAAAUCUCAAAGGAAAAUAUGGCCAAAGCUGGUUGGUUUAAGUGUUUGCCUGAGUCAGCUGAUGAUGCUGUUGAAUGUUUCUGCUGCUUGAAACAAAUGGAAGGUUGGUCAUCGAAUGACGAUCCAUGGAAAGAACAUCUUGACCAUAGUCCUGAUUGUGAAUUUGCUAAAACUGGUGUCGAGGAACGAAAGCUAACGUUGUUGCAAUUUAUCAAGAUAGUCGAAAAAAGGUCUACAAAUUUAAUUGAGAAAAAAUUUGAAGAAGAACAACAAAAAGAAAUUGAACAUCUCAAAUCUCUGAAUGUUUAUCAAUUUUUAGGCUAAUCCAAAGUAGUCAUUUGACGAUGGCAAAGAUGUUAAGUAAGAAUGGAGGAGUCAGUUUAAAGAAAUGAAAAAUCAUGUUUUAUAUUUGAAAUGAAAUCAUCAAUCUAUUUUAUUUGCUUUUAAUUCCAUUUUGUUUGCAUUAUAUUUUUUUUGUACUGAAAUAAACAUUCAGCAUACAAGCAUUCACAAGCGUAUUAAAGCACAUAAGACUAUGA
Tetranychus urticae (two-spotted spider mite) is the source of this 770-nucleotide messenger RNA. Its product is annotated as baculoviral IAP repeat-containing protein 5. Lineage: Eukaryota; Metazoa; Arthropoda; Arachnida; Trombidiformes; Tetranychidae. The record is from RefSeq and is a predicted model, not a curated record.